This is a messenger RNA of Polychytrium aggregatum, 2743 nucleotides long. Its product is annotated as periplasmic binding protein-like I. The transcript has 25 exons. Lineage: Eukaryota; Fungi; Chytridiomycota; Chytridiomycetes; Polychytriales. The coding region runs from base 1 to 2721 and encodes 906 amino acids. The record is from RefSeq and is a predicted model, not a curated record.
AUGAAAAGGGUCCAGCUGGUCCUCAGUGUCCUCGCCGCCGUGCCGCUCGUCUGGGCCGUGUUCAAUGGAGCAAACCCGCUCUAUCAAUCGUAUCCCCCGGCCUAUCCUCUCUAUCCCACCAAGAACCAGACAACGCGCGUUCUGACCUUGGGCGUCUUUGGCUGGUUCACGUCGCCUGUGCUUCCAGAUGACGGUGGUGCUUGGGCUGCUGGUCUCGAGUCUGCUGUCGAACUGUUUCUCUCGGUCCAGGCGGCCGCUGAUCUAUUCAAUGCCAAGUGGGUGUUUGUCUGGGUCGAGGUAAACAUUGUGCCUUACCAACCUUGCAUCCAGUAUCUUGCCGCUCAGAACGCCGUCUUUCUCAACAGAUACGCCGGGUUCAUUGGCGACACCACCGAUGUUGUCAAUCCCGGGACCCUGACGGCAUCGGCCGAAGCCAUGAUGGCCGGCAAAUUCAAUGUUCCGUACUGCUCUCCCUUGGUGUUUGACGACAUGUUCGACGACAAGACAACAUAUCCAACCUUCUUCCGGACCAUCGGCAAGGCCGAACUUGCUGGCGCAGGUGUCGCCGACUGGGUUGUGUCGAUGGGCUGGACCAAGGUGGUUCUGGUUGUUUCGUGCCAAAACAAUGACGGAUAUGGCUUCCUGUUCUUUGGCGGCUUUGUUCAGAGGGCUGCACACAACCGAAUCGACAUCCUCGACACCAUCUACAUAUACUGCGGCGAUUCGCCCGCGCUGGCCGACAACGACUUUGUGACUCCCGUGAAUCGAAUGAAGGCCACGAAUGGCCGGAUAUUCAUCGUCUUGGCGUUUACGGAUGCAGUGUCUGCGUUGUACUUGCAGAUGCACUCGAUUCUCGGUGUCAAAGCAGGUCUAACGAGUCUAGAGUACGUGUGGUUUGUGGCAGCACAGCCAUAUGAUCUCCCGACGUAUGCGUCCUUCUUCGAAGACCCAGCAAACAGAGCAGCAAGCUUCUAUCUUGGCCGCAACGUGACAGCAUCGGAUUUUAACCCAGUAUUCGGAUUGGACGGCCCGGUGAGCUACUUUCCCGACAACCCGGUGUGGUUGCAGUUCAACCAGACUUGGUCGACAUACGGGCAGCGCCCACUGAACUAUCCCUUAGGUGGAGGUCAUGUAGUGAUGCCGAUGGCAUAUGAUUGUGCGCUGUCGAUGCUGUAUGGAUACGACCAGCUUCUGAGCGAGUAUCCGUCAAGCGUCACGCUGUCAACGAUCGCCCAGCGGCAGCUCGACCCGGCUUUGACAAAGCCGUCGACGUUUUCGGUCGACAAGAUGGGAUCAUGCGGCAUGUUGGUCUAUGACGAGCUUGGGAACUCCCAAUCCGGCGGUCUAUACAUUCUUAUCGAUAUCGAUGGCAAGAAAACUAUUGUGCAGACAACACCCUUGAAUGGCAACUUCUCGGCCAAGCUUGAGCAAGCUUCCUUCCAAGACGGGAUGACGCUCCGCGAUGUGUUUUCCAUCUACUUUAACUCGACAGACUUUACCAUCCCGGUCGACUAUCCACCGAUUACGCGAGCAAACGAAACACUGACUCGGAUGGCACCGGCGCUGGCGGUGGCGCUCUGUUUCAUACUGGCUGCCGUGGUGGUGCUGGGUCUGACAUGGAGAUACACUCCGCAGACAGAGGUUGUGCCGAUCGAAAUGGCAAGAUUAAAUCUAGUGGCAUCCGCGAUAGGAUAUGGAGUGCUGUUCUUGCACAUUGGCCUACCAACCAGACUCAAGUGUGUAUUGAUGACGUACCUGACCAUGGCUGCAUUCGGCGUCUCCAUGAGCUCACUUUGGACGACAACGCUCAAGCUGGCCCGUGUGGCGCCGUGUCGACAGAACGGCAUAUCCCGGCGGUCGGUCAUGUCCCGGCCUGGCUGGCCUGUGGUCGCCUCUGUGGUCAUGGCCGGAUGGAUCCUCGCCACAAUCGGCAUAUCUUUGAAUCCGCCCGUUGCCGUCGAUGUCCCGGUGGCAAACUUGACGGUCUAUACAAUGUGCGAGCAGUCAUCGGGGUGGUUCGUUGAACUUGGGAUCUACAUCGCCCUCAUGGUCGUGUUGACUGGCUGGACUGUGCGAAACAUCAUGAUCAUGGCAGAGACACCGAUAUUGAAGACCCACGCCACUCUGUUUCUGAUCUCCCUCAGCCACCUGGUUGCCCUGACAGGGAUCCUCGGCACACUGAUGUAUAUCCCAGCCAUGCUCUCGUUCAUUUUCAUUUUUCGGGUGGUCGCACACUUGCUGAUCCCAACGACCGUGGCGGCGCCUAUUCUGGCUUCUGUUGCGUGUGAGAUUUGGAAGAAGGACAGAGCCCCAGAGUAUGACAUGAUCAGAAUUCUUGAGAGCAGUAACAUCAUCGACAUGGGAUCAUGCGACACGAUCAUGUCCACCAAAUCGAUCCAAUCCCUGCCCGCGGCGGUCAGCAUCUGCCAACGGGGCAGCACCCUCGUGGAUGUUGGCCGGUCGCGUAUCUGGGUGGUUGAGUCAACGAUCAUUGUCGAUCCCGGCUUCGGCCAGUGCAGCUCCAAGAAACCUGGGCUCCAGCCGUUUGCCCUGCCGCCAAUCAAUCUGCGCAAUAUGAUAUCGCACGAAAAUACCAGAGUUACCGUCCAAUUUCAAAACCAUCCCCUCGUCAUCAUCGACUUUGACGAUGUCGAGAGCGCGCACGGAUUGGUCAAGGCAUUCAACCGCAAAUACGUUCUUGACUCCAGCAAGGGCAGCUAAGGGAAGAAUCGAAGAAAGCGGU